Theobroma cacao (cacao) is the source of this 1458-nucleotide messenger RNA. RefSeq names its product magnesium transporter MRS2-1-like. Gene Ontology annotation, molecular function: magnesium ion transmembrane transporter activity. Gene Ontology annotation, biological process: magnesium ion transport. Lineage: Eukaryota; Viridiplantae; Streptophyta; Magnoliopsida; Malvales; Malvaceae. The record is from RefSeq and is a predicted model, not a curated record.
AUGGAUUUAUUCUUCCAAGAAAUUUCCCAAGAUUUUGUAUAAAUUAAAGCUUGGAGAGGUGCUUUAUGCACCCUGUAUCUGGAGCAAGAUUCGAAUCCAUUUCCCCAAAUCAAAAAAAAAAAAAAAGGUUUGUAAGGCAUGGCCGAAUCUGCAUUGCCAGAAAACAAUGGAGAUCAUGCCGUUCCUAAGAUAAAGCUUGGAGGCGGUUUUUAUUACCUCCACAACCGGAGGCUAGGACAAGGCCCCAGAAAUUGGAUCCGUGUUGAUGCGCUUGGGAAUUCCCAGGUCAUCGAGGUUGAUAAGCUCACUAUGAAGCAUCAUUGUGAUCUCCCAGCUCGGGAUAUACGGCUUCUCGAUCCUCUGCUUGUUUACCCCUCAACGAUCCUUGUUAGGGAGAAGGCUAUUGUUGUAAAUAUGGAGCAGAUACGAUGUAUCAUCACUGCUGACGAGUUUUUACUUUUAAAUUCCCGUGAUAGCUCUGUUUUGCAGCAUGUGGAAGAGCUACAAAGGCGACUGAAGAGUGGAGUAGGUGAUGAUCAGAUUAGGCAAGCAGGGGGUCCUGACGAUGUGCUCGGUAGAGCAUACUUCGAAUUGCCCUUUGAGUUUAAGGUUCUUGAAGUUGCUCUUGAAGUUGUUUGUGCAUUACUCGAUUCUCAGGUAACAGAGCAUGAACUUGAAGUAUAUCCAUUACUAGAUGCGCUUACAAGCAAGGUCACCACCAUCAACUUAGAACGUGUUCGCAUAUUAAAGAGCAGGGCUGUUGCAUUGACUCGAAGAGUUCAGAAGGUUAGAGAUGCGAUAGAGCACUUGAUGGAUAAUGAUGAUGAUAUGGCUGAAAUGUGUCUUACGGUGAAGAAGAAGACGAAGACGAAGACAAGGAUGGAGUCGUCAUUUUCUGGUGAUCAAUCUUCGAUGCAAUUCAGAUCGAAAGGACCCUCUGUUUCUGCUCCAGUUUCCCCUGUUUCUUCACCCCCUGACUCCGGCGAAAGGCUGAAACAUAGCUUAACCACCGUGUGGGGCCGCCGCAAGAGCAUGAGGGCUUCAGAGAGCACUCCAGAGAGUUUAGAAGAUCUGGAGGUGUUACUGGAAUCAUACUUUGUUUUGAUUGAUAGCAGCCUGAAUAAGUUGACAACGAUGAAGGAAUACAUUGAUGAUACAGAAGAUUUUAUCAACAUUCAGCUGGAUAGUCAGCGAAACCGGCUGAUUCAGUUUGAGCUGCUAGUCACAACUACAACCUUGGCUCUUGCCAUAUUUGGUACAGUAGUAGGAGUGUUUGGUAUGAAUUUUGACCUACCCUUUUUCGAUGACCCUGCUACAUUUAUCAGGAUCGUCAUAAUUGCCGGGGUUUGUGGGAUCAUCAUUUUUUCUGCCUCUCUGGGCUUCUUAAAGUACAAAAAACUCAUGCCUCAUUAAUGGAAUCAAAAUAUUAUAAAAUGAUCCGAGCUUGGCUUACCAGUA